AUGCCAAUCGCAACCACAGCCCCCACUCCUGCUUUCAAGGUUCUUCCUCCUGGAAUAUACUGUCCAACGAUAUCAUUCUUCCUACCCACUCAAGAACAGGAAUUAGAUAUUGAUCUUCACAUCAAACAUAUGGAAUUUUUAGCUAGAUCAGGUAUCGCGGGUGUCGUUGUUCAAGGUUCUACAGCUGAAGCUGUUGCUCUGGAUCAUGAAGAAAGGAAGACUCUCAUCUCAACUGCCAAACAAGCAUUCAGGAGUGUAGGCAAUAACGGUCCUAUCAUAGCUGGAACUGUUGGCGCACAAUCUUCAAGAGAAGCUUUGAAAUUAUGUAAAGAUGCAUCGGAUGCAGGUGCAGAUUUCGCUUUGGUUUUACCUCCAUCUUAUUAUCCUGCUGCUAUGACCACUGAAGCUAUUCAAAAUUUCUUCGAAGAACUCGCAUCAGCUUCUCCAAUCCCGAUUAUAAUCUAUUCUUAUCCUGGUGUUUCCAGUGGUAUACAACUGGAUACAGAUAUAAUUUGUAGAUUGGCAAAACAUCCUAAUAUCUUAGGUGUAAAACAUACGGAUCAUGAUGUAGGUAGAAUCGCAAGAGAAACUGCUUUUGCCAAAACUCAUGAUUUCGGCUCCCCAUUCACUAUCCUAGGAGGCGCGACGGAUUACCUUCUUGGAGCAUUGGCAGUAGGCGGUCAAGGUGCUAUUACUGGAAUGGCAAAUGUCGCACCUAGAGUAUGUGCGAGAGCUUUCGAGCUUGGUGUUCAAGGCAAAAUCGAAGAAGCAUUAAAAUACGCUGGUGCUAUAAGUCAAGCUGAAUGGGGAAUGGGUAAAGGUGCUAUAUUAGGUACCAAGUACAUGACUUGUUGGGCAAAUUCAUACCCUUCCAACGCUGCCUUGGCCAGAAAACCUCUUGCUCUAUGCACAGAAGCAGUAAAGGAUCACUGUCGAUCAGUCGCAGAAGAGAUCGUAGCUCUUGAACGUCAAUUGGAGAAGGAAGGUUGGGUAGGUGCUGCGCUAAGAGCACAAAAUGGAAAUGGAACGGUACCAAGCAAGAAAACAAAUGGCGUUCUUGAUACUCUCAAAGAGACAGUUGCUGCGCUCUAA
Molecule: messenger RNA, 1092 nt
Organism: Kwoniella shivajii
Lineage: Eukaryota; Fungi; Basidiomycota; Tremellomycetes; Tremellales; Cryptococcaceae
Exons: 5
Coding region: 1-1092 (363 amino acids)
Molecular function (GO): 4-hydroxy-tetrahydrodipicolinate synthase activity
Source: RefSeq, a predicted model, not a curated record